AUGUUCAAAUCGGAUCAGCUCAAGUCAUUCUUUCCACGUUUCAAGCAAUUAAAACGUCUUUGUAGCAGCAGCUCUAAUUCCUCAAAUGGGGAAAAAUUAAGAGAUCGCUUGCGAAUAACGUGGAAAUUGUUAAUUAACAAGACUGCAUGUCGUCGUGCCUUGGCAAGUACUUUUCAUCCAUAUUGUCGUGAGACAUCGAUCCACGGAUUGAAACAUCUUUUCGUGCCAUUUGCGGAAAAUGAAUUGCGUGGAAAGCAAGGAAAAUAUCUUAAGCUUCUAAGUCACAUAAUUUGGAUCACAAGCGUAAUUUGUUGCGCCAUUUUUUGUUUGUAUCUCAUGGUAAUUUCGCUCAAUAAUUACUUUGAGAUACUCACAACAACCUCAAUUGAGUCAAUUAACUACCCAAUUUCGGAAGUUCCGUUUCCAGCAGUGACCUUUUGCAGCAUUAACAAGGUUUAUAAACCGAAUACGAGGAUGAUUCAAGAGUUGGCUGAAAAAGAAGGAAUCAAUCACGAAAAUUACACAAAUUUUUUGAAAUCUUUGUCAAAAUUGACAACUUUGGAUCUGGAAACUGACAAAACGAUUCUCGAGGUAGAAAAAAAGUUACUGGGAGCGAAUUUGACAAUUGCGGCUCUUAUGGAAACUGUUUCCCAGCCAUGUAAUAGACUGUUGAUGCGAUGUCAGCUUCGUGGCGAUGUCGUACGUUGUAAUAGAAUUUUUCGUUUAAUUACGACGUAUGAGGGUUUUUGCUGUUCUUUUAAUUAUUAUGCCUUGAGGGAUCAUUUGGAAUUAAACUCCACUGGCGUCUCGAACACCAACAUGAAACUAGAGGGCGCUGGCAAGUACGUAGGUUUAACUGUUCAGAUCAACUCCUCAACUGAUGCCUAUGUUUCGCCUGCUUAUCCGUUUUAUGGCACUAUCAUAAUCAUCCAUCAAUCCUCAAAUUACCCCGAGUUCUCGAAAAGUAUCGAUCUCGUUCAACCCGGACAAGAAGUUCGUCUCGCAGUUGAACCAACUGUCAUUGAAAGCACUGAAAAUGUUGAACGCAUGCCUCUUAGUCAACGAAUCUGCCUUUUUCCAGAAGAACGUGAGACAGAAAUGUCUGACGAUUACAGUUUCUCCAAUUGUUUGUCCGAGUGUCGAGCGAAUAUUGUGAUCAAAACUUGUGGCUGCAUUCCAUUCUACUAUCCGACGUUCGAUGAAAAUGUUUCUCGAAUUCCAAUGUGUCAGUUAAAAGACUCGCCUUGCCUUCACAAAAAUAGAGGACUCUUUCAAAGUAUUCAAGUGUCAACGGAGGAAUUCCUGAGACAACAAGCGGAGAACGGGAACACAACUCGUAAAAAUGGUCUGGAAUGUGAUUGUCCUCCCACCUGUUCGUCUGUCACAUUUGAUGUCGAACGCUUCACCGGUAAUAUAACGAGACACGCCACUCUCGGCAACCACUCCAUUGUUCAUGUCUACUUCAGUGCCUUGACUUGCAUCAAAUACCGUCGUGAUAUUUUUAUGACUUGGGAUACGUUGCUAACCUAUGUCUGGGCGGCUCUACCAUCUCCAUUCUCGAAGCAAUUUACUUUUGGACCUACAUCUUUUACACGCAGCUCCACAAACAAUUUGUGA
Messenger RNA from Culicoides brevitarsis, 1617 nucleotides. RefSeq names its product sodium channel protein Nach-like. The record is from RefSeq and is a predicted model, not a curated record. Gene Ontology annotation, cellular component: plasma membrane. The transcript has 7 exons. Lineage: Eukaryota; Metazoa; Arthropoda; Insecta; Diptera; Ceratopogonidae. Gene Ontology annotation, biological process: sodium ion transmembrane transport. The coding region runs from base 1 to 1617 and encodes 538 amino acids. Gene Ontology annotation, molecular function: ligand-gated sodium channel activity.